Eucalyptus grandis is the source of this 1219-nucleotide messenger RNA. RefSeq names its product membrane-anchored ubiquitin-fold protein 5. NCBI's taxonomy places the organism in Eukaryota, Viridiplantae, Streptophyta, Magnoliopsida, Myrtales, Myrtaceae. The record is from RefSeq and is a predicted model, not a curated record. The transcript is spliced from 5 exons. Bases 289 to 753 code for a protein of 154 amino acids. Gene Ontology annotation, molecular function: protein binding.
UGAUCCCACUUUGGUAGUUUCCAUUUAGUUAGCUCUCUCUCUCGCUCCAGCCAAAGCAAAAUUCCUUCUUCUUCUUCUUCUUCUUCUUCUUCGUUCUGCGAGCUCGUUCUGCAAGCUCUCCUCGAUCGGAGAUCGUCGACCGGUUCCCGGAUCUGAAGGAAUCGGAGCCUCGCCGCCGAUCCCCCGCGCAGCUCCGGGAAGAAUCCGCGCCGAAAUCGGCAGCUCCCGCUCGGCUCCGGCUCCGGCUCCGGCUCUUGCUCUUCUACGGGGAGGGGGAUUUUGGAUGAAAUGGAUGGGGAAGGCUUGAUCGAGCUCAAGUUCAGGCUCGCGGAUGGCAGCGACAUUGGUCCCACCAAGUACAGCCCCGCCAUGACGGUGGCCUCGCUCAAGGAGAAAGUGGUGGCUCACUGGCCCCGAGAGAAAGAAAAUGGUCCAAAGACACUGAAUGAUGUAAAGCUUAUUCAUGCUGGAAAGAUACUGGAAAACAACAAGACACUUGCUGACUCCAGACUGCAAGUUGGUGAACUUCCUGGGGGUGUCAUCACCAUGCAUGUUGUUGUGCGUCCUCCUGUUUCAGACAAAAAGAAUGGAAACAAGAACGAGUCAUUCAAUAUGUCGAUGCGGAAGGGAAAUGACUUUCAAUUUGCUUUAUUUCAGAAAAGUUGCGGGAUGAAUCUAUCGGGAAACCUGGGUGUUCAUGCUCAAUUUUGUAGCUUCAGAAGUCUUCCGCUCUUUGCUCACCGCAAACAAUAAACAUCCUGCGUGAUUAGAGAACGAACGCCUUCCGGAAAGAAGCUACCGGAAACAAGACCAGACACGACUAUUUGCUUAUUUUCUAUUCCAUAUUUGGCCUAUCAAACAAUCGAAGUGUUUUGUGUUUCUUACGGAUAUAGAAGACAUGGAAAUUUUCUUAAGCAGAGCGUCACGAGUUGCAAGAGAGAAUUCAGAGAAUGUCUCACGGCCAAGAGGAUGGCCAAGAGGUUUCUGAAGAUGAAGGUCUGUGCCGUGACGCGGAGAACCUCCUGUGCUCACUUGGAUUCCCACCAAGUCUCCUCCUAGAAUUUUCCAAGGGCGGGCGAAACUAUCAUUGUGCUGUAUUCUAAAAGUUUCUAGCUUUAUUUAUGUCGAUAGAUGAUAAUUGUCAUUAAUGUUGGUGAUUAAGGCGGUGUGAUCUUAUCUGCCGGAUAAACUCUAGAUCAACGGAUGCUUAUUUGUAUCC